AUGCGGCGACAAGUGGUUUGCUUCGGUCGGGCCGUCGGGCUGCUUUUGAAGCUGGCCCUCCUGGCUCUGGUGGUGAUCGAUUUGGCACAUUUAACCUACGAGCACCGCCUAAAAGCCUACGUCUUCGCCUACCUUUCGUCGAAAUUUACUUCUCCCAGUGUUGCCGGUAGUCCGCAUGUCUGCGAAAGCAAUAGCUGGUGGUUUACUCCCAAUAGGACGGGGCCAAAGCCAUGGCAACGCAUUUUGAAAGAGGAGGAGGAAUUUCCCCUGGCCUAUACUAUAAUGGCGUUCGAAAGACCUGACCAAGUUUGGCGACUCCUACGCUCAAUUUACCGACCUCAAAACUACUAUUGCAUCCACUUCGACAAGAAGAGUCCUGAGCUCUACAAAAAGUGGUUGAUUCGCAAGAUCUCUGUAUGCAUCCCACCAGAGGUCUCGGCAAACAUAUUCUUCAUAUCCUCUAUCUCCGUCUACCACUCCUAUAUGUCAGUGCUGGAGGCCGAUCUGGCUUGCAUGCGAGCUCUCUGGCAGCUGCCGAAGAAGAAGAAGCCCGAGUCUAAAGCACCACCAUGGAAGUAUCUCAUCAAUCUCACUGGACAGGAGUUCCCACUGAAGAAUAACCUGGAGUUGACUCGAAUUCUGAAUGUUCUCAACAAUGCUAACCUCAUUCAACAGGAAAAGUUCUUCUACGUGCGUCGAGCAUGGCGUGACCCGCCGCACGGAUUGCAGAUGUACAAGGGUGCUGUACACGUGGUGGUGACGUGGGAUUUCAUCAACUUCCUCUUUACCGACCAACGGGUGAAGGACCUCCUCGACUACCUCCCUGAGGUCGGUAUUCCCGACGAAGCCCUCUUCUCCACCGUCAACCACAACGCCAUCCUUAAUGCCCCCGGCAACUUCCCCUAUGGAGACAAUGUCUACCGCAACGGCGGCUUCUAUGUGAAUCGGUGGAAGCACUUCUUUCCGGAGGAGUGCAGUGGAGUGUGGCGCCACUCUGUCUGCAUCUUCGAUCUCUACGGUAUGCAGCCCCUCUUUACACCAGACUCUCCCCAUCUCUUUGUAAAUAAAUUCGUCAUGCACAUCAACGCUCCUGUGCUGGAUGUGACGGAGCAGUGGUUCUACAACUGGCAGGAAUGGUACUACCGCCACGCUGAUCAGAAUGUUACCAACCUCAACUACUUCCGUAAUCUUCCCCAGGUACGGUACCAAUUGUCGAAAGCUAAUCAGCAAAAAGGGAAGGUUGGCUGA
Echinococcus granulosus is the source of this 1248-nucleotide messenger RNA. Its product is annotated as Beta-1,3-galactosyl-O-glycosyl-glycoprotein beta-1,6-N-acetylglucosaminyltransferase. NCBI's taxonomy places the organism in Eukaryota, Metazoa, Platyhelminthes, Cestoda, Cyclophyllidea, Taeniidae. Bases 1 to 1248 code for a protein of 415 amino acids. Gene Ontology annotation, cellular component: membrane. Gene Ontology annotation, molecular function: glycosyltransferase activity. The record is from RefSeq and is a predicted model, not a curated record. The transcript is spliced from 4 exons.